AUGAAAAAUUUUAAAGCCAAAAUCAUAACAGCAAAACAAAAUGUUAUGGAAAAAACUGCAAAAAGAGAAAAUACUCUUGAACCAGAUGAGAUGAAAGAAUUAGAAAAGAAAACAACAGAAACAAAAGAUUUCCUCAGAAAAUUAACAAAAUCAGUUGAAAAGGAAACUUUAAGUUCUGGUGUAUCAAUUCAAGAUGGUACAGAAUUAGCUGAUAAUUUCCUUGAUUAUAGUGUUCAUGUUAGAGAUAAUCAGAGUGAUUUAGUUAUUCUUUCUGGUAUUUUAUCAAAAAUUGGUGAAUUUCAAGCUGGUUUUGAAGAUUUAAAAUCAAAACUUAAUUCAUCAUUAAUUAAUGAUGUUAGUGAUCCAUUAAAAUCAAUUAUUAAAACUGAAUUAAAACAAGCAAAAGAAUCAAAGAGAGAAUAUGAUAGAGUUAGAGUUGCAUUUGAUGCACAUUUAUCAGAGUUGGCAAAUUUAAGAAAACAAAAGAAUGUUAAACCACCAAAGAUUCAAGAGAGUGAAGAGGAAUGUGAAAGAUUACGUACAAAUUUUGAACGUGUUGGAAUUGAUACUACAUGUUUAUUACGUGAUACCAAUGUGAUCACAGAGUUUGAAACAGUUGAGAAACUUUGUGACUAUUUGGAUAGUUAUCAUACAUUCUUUCAAAAGGGAUACAGAUGGUUGGCACAAAUGAUACCGGAUAUCUACGAGUAUCGUCUAUACGUUGAGAAGAGAAAAGCAGAAUUGGAGAAAUCAAAAGUACGUAUUAGUAUGAUGGUUUCACCACAGAAACAACAAGCGGACUCCUUGUCAAAAACCAAAUGUUUUGGCGAGGAUCUUUCCGUACUUUUGAAUAGAGAAGGCUCAACAUUACCAUGGUUCAUCGUUAGGGCAUUCCAAGCCAUCAGAAAUCAUAUCGCAACAGAGGAGGGUUUAUUCCGUCUCUCUGGUACCAAGAGAAUCAUCUACGAAUAUAAACAAAAAAUCGACGAAGGUAAAGAAUACAAUCUCUCUGAGAUUUUGGAUAUCCAUGUGGUUUGUAAUCUUGUUAAAUUAUAUCUUAGAGAACUUCAACCUGAGCCAUUAUUAACCUAUAGUCGUUAUAAUGAGCUUAUCGACACAUGCAACAUUGAAGACCAAAAUCAAAGAGUCGAUAAGAUUUCAAAGAUUCUCUCCUCCCUACCAAAACAUUAUUACACAUUAUUACAUCAUUUAAUUCAUCUUUUAAGUCAAAUCGCAUCUCAACCAAAAUCAAAGAUGGGUCCUGCAAAUUUGGCUACUGUCAUUGGUCCAAACAUUUUAAUUUGUCAAACUGAUGUCGUUCUUGAAGAUAUUGCUUUGGGUAAUAUGGUCGUAACAACUAUCAUUCAAAAUUUCGAUAGAAUAUUUGGUGGUCCACCACUUUUACAACAAUCUGUACCUGAUACCUAUGUACCACCACCAAAUAAUACUCGUAAUAAUAGUGUUAAUAAUUUUAAUAAUGUACAACCAUCUUCUUUUUCUGCUUCAACCUCACGUUCUAUAAAUUUAAAUAAAUCUACAAAUAAUCCAAAUAUCAAUGAUGAUAAUAAUAAUAAUAAUAAUAUAAAUAAUUCCGAUGACGAACCAUAUGAUCCAAAUGCACCACCAAUUUAUUCUGGUGUACCAAUGAGAGGUAAUAUAAAACAUUCAGAUUCUUGUUCAACUUUAGGUGAUAGUUUUGAUGAAGGUGAUGCUGUAGAAUUAUCAGACUAA
Molecule: messenger RNA, 1731 nt
Organism: Dictyostelium discoideum AX4
Lineage: Eukaryota; Evosea; Eumycetozoa; Dictyosteliales; Dictyosteliaceae
Gene: gacP
Product: RhoGAP domain-containing protein
Exons: 3
Coding region: 1-1731 (576 amino acids)
Biological process (GO): signal transduction
Cellular component (GO): cytoplasm
Source: RefSeq, a predicted model, not a curated record